Messenger RNA from Pygocentrus nattereri (red-bellied piranha), 477 nucleotides. RefSeq lists its product as uncharacterized. The transcript has 4 exons. The record is from RefSeq and is a predicted model, not a curated record. Gene Ontology annotation, molecular function: serine-type endopeptidase inhibitor activity; protein binding. Lineage: Eukaryota; Metazoa; Chordata; Actinopteri; Characiformes; Serrasalmidae. Bases 71 to 316 code for a protein of 81 amino acids.
UGCUGACACAGGACAACAGCACAAACUAGAAAGACACACACACCUGCUUUGUCUCGCAUGCUUUCUGACCAUGAAGGUGGCUAUUCUGAUCUGUGUUUCUGUUCUCGUUUGUCUCUCUGCUUUUGCAGAAGUUGAUCAAAGUUCACAACCUAAAGAGGGUGACUGCGAUAAGUACGCAAACUCAGCAUGCACUCGUGAAUUUGACCCAGUGUGUGGUGAUGAUGGCAAUACGUACUCAACCGAGUGUGUUCUUUGUAUGGAAAAUAAAAACCGAAACCACCAUGUGAAAAUAAUGCACAAAGGCAGAUGUGGGUAACCCUGAAUAUGUCACACAGAGAAACUGCAUUGUGAAUUCUAUGCUUCUGGAGGAUGUCAGAUUACUAUUUACUAAUCACAGAUCACCGUUAUGACUUAAGUCUUUGUGUGAAACUGGCAUCUGAUGAAAUUGUAAGCCUGAAUUAUAAACAAUAAAAAGAA